UGCCGCCAAUCAGUGCCACCUAUCAGUGCCAGUCAGUGCCGCCUACCAGUGCCAUCAGUGCCGCCUAUCAGUGCCAGUCAGUGCCGCCUAUCAUUGCCAUAUAUGAGUGCUGCCUUUCAGUGCCCAUCCGUGAUGUCUGUAAAUGCCUAUCAGUGUCACCUACCAGUGCCUCUUCAUCAGUGCCCAUCAGUGCCACCUAUCAGUGUCCAUCAGUGCAGCCUAUCAGUGCCCAUCACUACAGUCUCAUUAGCGCACAUCAGUGAAGGAGAAAAAUCACUUAUUUACAAAAUCUUUUUAUAA
Messenger RNA from Staurois parvus, 300 nucleotides. The record is from the annotation of a GenBank genome assembly. NCBI's taxonomy places the organism in Eukaryota, Metazoa, Chordata, Amphibia, Anura, Ranidae.